CUCUUCUUUUGUGGCGUUUACGUUAAGCAGUGAAAAUCUUCUCUACACAUCACCAAGGAGCCAACGGACAUUGGACGGGUUUUUUCCUUCCAUUCCUGACAUCACAUUCAGCCACAGAUUUUAUCUCAUUUUCUCGUCUGAGCUUCUCCUGUGAAACCCGGACUCUUCUCGAGAAUUCAUUUCCCAGAUAAGUUUCUCUCCUUAUCUCUCUCUCUCUCUCUCUAUCUCUCACCAAAAUCUUGUUUUUCUGCUGAAAAAAGAACGACAAUUUUGGUUUUGCAAAGCGUCAGUUGCUUCUCUCUGAAUUGGGAUUUGUUUAUUAUUGGAUGGGCAGUAACAAAUCCUGAUUUAGAGGGAAGGGAAUUCGUGUUCUGAGUUUGUGGUGUCUUGAAAUUAUGCUGAAAGAAAAUCCAGUUGAGCUUCAAGGGAGUAGCUCCAGAUUUUGAACUUCUUUCAUAGCAAUUCAGCCCACAAUAGGAGGUCUUGGGUGGAAUUCGUUUCUGGGAAAAGAGCUUUACUUCUGGUAUGCUUGUCUUUUUCUGAUUUGUUGUAUUAAUACACGAUUGAAUUGUGAGGAUCUGUUUUCAAAGUAUACUUAUUGGAAACUAGAAGUUUAGAGUUCUUUGGAAUUAUUCUGGUCACCUUUUGAAGGUUUUGUAUUGAAUUGUCUUUUGGGCUUGGAUUGCUUUUUCUCGUGUAAAGGACUUGGUUGCAAUAAGUUGUUGGUUUUCUUGUUUACUUAAUUGGAUCAGCUACUUGGUUUUUGAGCAUUCAGGCCUGUAGUUAGAUUAGGUAUUAGUUUUCUUUCUGGCUCAAACAUUUUGUAUGAAUUGUUGAGUGCAUGAUGCGGAAGCAAGGUGGAAAAAAGAAGAAGAGUGCAGGAGAAAAAUCAGGUGAUGCUCCAAAUCAAAGCAAAACUGGGGAUAAUAGCCCAAAAGCCUAUGAUAAGGACACAGCAGUUUUCAUUUCAAUGUCUCAAGAACUGAAGGACGAGGGGAACAAGUUGUUUCAGAAGAGGGACCAUGAAGGAGCUAUGUUGAAAUAUGAGAAGGCCCUCAAGUUGCUUCCACGAAAUCAUAUCGAUGUAUCCUAUCUUAGGAGUAACAUGGCCGCCUGCUAUAUGCAGAUGGGCCUGAGUGAGUACCCCAAGGCUAUCAAUGAGUGUAAUUUGGCUCUUGAAGUCACACCUAAGUACAGUAAGGCGCUGUUGAAGCGGGCCAAGUGUUAUGAGGCUUUGAAUAGGUUGGAUUUGGCUCUGAGAGAUGUUGGUACUGUUUUGAGCAUGGAGCCAAACAAUAUCAUGGCAACAGAGGUUGCAGAAAGAGUGAAGAGUGUACUUGAGAAGAAGGGAUUGAGGGUGAAUGACACAGUAAUUGAGCUGCCUCCAGAUUAUGUUGAACCAACUCAUGCUUUACUACCAGGGAAAGUAAUGAAAUUGAAGAAUCGGAAAAAGAAGAAGUGCAACAAGGAUGAAGAGAAGAAGGCUGACGACAAUAUUGAGGAGAAGACCGAGGACAAGAUUGAGGAAAAGAAGGCUCUGGACAUAGCUGAGGAAGUGAAGUCUGUGCAAAUAGCUGAAGAAAAGAAGGCUGUGGAAAUAGCUGAGGAAAAGAAGGCAGAGGUCAAGGUAGUUGUGGAGGAGAAAAUCAGUAGUCCAAAGGAAGAAGUGCCUAAAAGAAGUGUGAAAUUGGUAUUUGGAGAGGAUAUAAGAUGGGCUCAGUUGCCAGUUAAUUGCACCCUCCUGCAACUGAGAGAGGUAGUCCGUGAUCGGUUUCCUAGCUCAAGAGCAGUUCUCAUCAAAUAUAGAGACCAAGAAGGUGAUUUGGUUACAAUCACUAGUAAUGAAGAGCUGAGGUGGGCUGAAGGAUCAGCAGAAUCAGAAGGCUCUGUCAGGCUUUACGUAGUGGAAGUUAACCCUGAGCAGGAUCCAUUCUUUGAGAAACUGGAAAUUGAAGCACACAAGCUUGAUGUACAGCAAAAUAAGGUAGCCGAGAAUGGUAGCGUGGUAAAACAGAAGGAUAUGAAGGGGUCCCCUUGCGUUGAGGAUUGGAUAAUCCAUUUUGCUCAGCUGUUCAAGAACUAUGCUGGGAUUGAAUCUGAUGCAUACUUGGAUCUUCAUGAACUUGGAGUGAAGCUUUAUUCUGAGGCUAUGGAGGAGACAGUUACAAGUGAAGAAGCCCAAGACCUUUUUGACAUAGCAGGAGAGAAGUUUCAAGAAAUGGGAGCUUUAGCAUUGUUCAACUGGGGAAAUGUUCACAUGGCCAGGGCAAGGAAGAAGGUGUAUUUCACAGAAGAUUCUUCAAAGGAAUCAAUCAUUUCAAAUAUCCAAAGUGCACAUGAUUGGGCACAAAAAGAAUACAUUGAAGCAGGAAGGAGAUAUGAAGAAGCGCUGCAGAUAAAACCAGACUUCUAUGAAGGCUAUCUGGCCCUUGGGCAGCAGCAGUUUGAACAGGCAAAACUUUCUUGGUAUUAUGCAAUUAGCAGCAAUGCUGAUUUGGAGACGUGGCCUUCGACAGAGGUUCUACGACUUUAUAACUAUGCUGAAGACAAUAUGGAAAAAGGCAUGCAGCUGUGGGAGGAAUUGGAAGAGCAGCGUCUUAGCGAACUCUCCAGUCCAAGUAGUGUUAAAUCCCAGUUGCAGAAAAUGGGUUUGGAUGGAAUUUUCAGAGACAUAUCAGAACAUGAAGCUGCAGACCAGGCUACAAGCAUGAGGUGUCAGAUAAAUCUCCUAUGGGGCACCAUGCUCUAUGAGCGAUCUAUUGUGGAAUUCAAAUUAGGGCUACCUGUAUGGCACGAAUGUUUGGAAGUUGCAGUUGAAAAAUUUGGACUUGCUGGGGCUUCUCCCACUGAUAUAGCUGUGAUGGUUAAAAACCACUCUUCAAAUGAUAAUGCAUUGGAAGGUAUGGGAUUCAAAAUUGAUGAGAUAGUACAAGCAUGGAAUGAGAUGCAUGAAGCGAAAAAGUGGCAGAGUGGAAUUCCAUCAUUCAGGUUGGAGCCAUUACUUCGAAGACGAGCUUCCCGAAUUUAUUAUGCCUUGGAUCAUGCUUGAAAAUUAGCAUUGGAUAGACACACUUUUACUGCCCUGACGCCAUGGAUUGGAGCAUAUAAUCCUGCACAUUGAGGUUUUCUUGCUACUGCCCUGUAAAGUACUUUUCAGGCUUUUAGCUAUGGCCACUUAGUUUUACAAACAGUGGAUAGUUGUGAUUCAAAAUUUUAUUAUGAGUAGUAGCUGUUCAGAAAUCAAAAUUUUUUUAUUCUCUUUUGACGUAAGGGGAUUGGAGGUGAAGUUGCAGGUCUUCAUUUUAGUUAGUUUCUGCCUUCAUCAACAUCGCUUGUAGUUUCUGUCAGAAUAGAUUGUACUUGUAAUUGAAGCGUCUACGAUCCAAUUCCAAAGGCAUGUUCUUGA
Molecule: messenger RNA, 3406 nt
Organism: Prunus dulcis (almond)
Lineage: Eukaryota; Viridiplantae; Streptophyta; Magnoliopsida; Rosales; Rosaceae
Product: protein PHOX1-like
Exons: 3
Coding region: 842-3049 (735 amino acids)
Molecular function (GO): protein binding
Source: RefSeq, a predicted model, not a curated record